Microstroma glucosiphilum is the source of this 612-nucleotide messenger RNA. Its product is annotated as ribosomal protein S12. Gene Ontology annotation, molecular function: structural constituent of ribosome. Gene Ontology annotation, cellular component: small ribosomal subunit; ribosome. The transcript is spliced from 2 exons. The record is from RefSeq and is a predicted model, not a curated record. The coding region runs from base 70 to 612 and encodes 180 amino acids. Gene Ontology annotation, biological process: translation. NCBI's taxonomy places the organism in Eukaryota, Fungi, Basidiomycota, Exobasidiomycetes, Microstromatales, Microstromataceae.
GUCCAUAUAUAUUCUUCUCACUUUGAUUUAUUAAAACAGCAACACCUCGACCUGCCAGAUCUUGAGGCAAUGGCUUCGACUUCUCUCUUACGCACCGCUUUGCGGUCCCUCUCUCUCCGCUCUACGCCCACCACUGGCUCCGCCUCUGCAAUCGCCUCGACCUCCUCCCUCCCCGUCCCACGCACCUUUUCGACCUCUCCUCUCCUCAGUACGACUUAUCAGCAAGUCCUGCGCGGCGCCCGCAAACCGCAUCGUCCCCCGGUCAAUCGAUCCCCCGCCCUGGAAGGAGCCCCUUUCGUAAAGGGCGUCUGCGCAAAGGUCUUCACCACAAAGCCCAAGAAGCCCAAUUCCGCCAUCAGGAAGUGCGCUCGUGUGCGCUGCUCCAAUGGACGAAUCGUCACAGCGUAUAUCCCUGGUGAGGGACAUAAUCUGCAGGAACACUCGGUUGUACUGCUGAGGGGUGGAAGGGUGCAGGAUGUGCCUGGUGUCAAAUACCAUUUGGUGAGGGGGGCAUUGGAUUUCGCUGGUGUAGUAGGUAGGACAACAAGUAGGAGCAAGUACGGAGGUGAGUCCUGUGAAAAGGAGCAGAGGGUGCAACUCUUGGGGAAUUGA